Messenger RNA from Hevea brasiliensis (rubber tree), 4479 nucleotides. RefSeq names its product elongator complex protein 1. The coding region runs from base 160 to 4143 and encodes 1327 amino acids. NCBI's taxonomy places the organism in Eukaryota, Viridiplantae, Streptophyta, Magnoliopsida, Malpighiales, Euphorbiaceae. Gene Ontology annotation, biological process: tRNA wobble base 5-methoxycarbonylmethyl-2-thiouridinylation. Gene Ontology annotation, cellular component: cytosol; elongator holoenzyme complex. The record is from RefSeq and is a predicted model, not a curated record. Gene Ontology annotation, molecular function: protein binding; tRNA binding. The transcript has 6 exons.
CAGGCAAUCACCACUAACUAGGUUAACGACUUGACGGCUUUACUCCUUUGCAAGCUUCAAGCCUUUGAUGCUGUGCUCUGAUAGAAGACUCUUCAACUGCUUAAACCUCCCAAAACCCUAAUAACAAAUUACCUCCAAAGACCUUUUGGGAGUUCAAAAAUGAAAAACCUCAAGCUUUACUCUGAAAAAACUCUGAAUCUGGACUUACAAUCAAACCAAGAAGUUCUGCUCUUCUCUACUCUCGAUAUCGAUCGUAAUCGCUUGUUUUUCGCUUCUUCGGCUAAUUUCAUAUACUCUACUCAGCUUUCUUCUUUCCAUAAUGAAAAUGCGUGGAGAAAAACUUCACUGCCUGCGGAAAUUCAUCCUAUUGAUUUGGAGGAUGGAGACUUCAUUACUUCAUUUGAUUAUCUUAUGGAGAAGGAGGCUCUGAUAGUGGGGACUUGUAAUGGUGUUCUGUUGCUGUAUAAUGUGGAUGAUAAUGCUAUGGAAGUUGUUGGUAAAGUGGAAGGUGGUGUCCAGUGCAUUGCCCCUAGUCCGGAUGGCGACCUGCUUGGAAUUGUUUCUGGGUUGGGGCAGAUACUAGUGAUGACUCAUGAUUGGGAUUUGUUGUAUGAAAAUGCAUUGGAGGAGGAUCAGCCUGAUGGUGGUGUUGACGUACGUGAACCAACUUUGUCUUCCACAAAUACGUCAAUGAGUUCUGUAUCCUGGCGUGGUGAUGGGAAAUACUUUGUGACACUGAGUCAGUUGAGCAACUGUUCGUCCUUGCAAAAGAGGCUUAGGGUUUGGGAGCGAGAGUCAGGUGCAUUGCAUGCUACUUCAGACUCAAAGGCAUUCAUGGGAGCAGUUUUAGAAUGGAUGCCAAGUGGAGCAAAAAUUGCUGCUGUCUAUGACAGAAGAGCUGAGAAUGAGUGUCCAGAAAUAGUUUUUUAUGAGAGAAAUGGACUAGUUAGAAGCUCUUUUAGAAUUAACGCACCAGUGGACGCAACAGUAGAAUUGCUUAAGUGGAAUUGUAGUUCAGAUCUUCUUGCAUCUGUUGUCAGAUGUGAUAAAUAUGACACUGUUAAGGUUUGGUUUUUCAGCAACAAUCAGUGGUAUUUAAAACAGGAAAUUAGAUACCCAAGGCAGGAUGGAGUAAGUUUCAUGUGGGAUCCAAUAAAGCCACUGGAGUUGAUUUGUUGGACUCUUGAGGGGCAGAUUACAGUUUACAACUUUAGUUGGAUUACUGCUGUGACAGAUAACUCAAUUGCGUUGGUCGUUGAUGAAUCCAAGAUACUUGUAACUCCACUUUCUUUGUCACUAAUGCCACCCCCUCUGCAUCUAUUCAGCCUGAAAUUUCCAAGUGCUGUACGAGACGUGGCUUCAUAUUUCAAGAAUUCUAAGAACUUUGUGGCUGCAUUUCUAUCAGAUGGUGGUUUCUGUGUUGUAGAACUUCCUCAAUCUGAUACAUGGGAGGAACUUGAAGGCAAAGAAAUUCAUGUUGAAGCUUGCAUUUCAGAGACAGUUUUUGGAACCCUGGCACAUCUUACAUGGUUGGAUUCACAUCUACUUCUUGCCGUUUCCCACUAUGGUUUCACUCAUAGUAAUUACAUUUCCCAGAGAUUGUUGGGUGAGGAUGGACGCCAUGGAUUCUAUUUGCAGGAAAUUGAAAUUGCAUGUUUGGAGGAUCAUGUUCCAGGUUCAGUAACAAGCUCAGGGUGGCAUGCAAAGGUUUCUCAUAUUAACUAUUUGGAACAAGAGAUAAUUGGCAUUGCUCCUAAUCCUGCUAAAAAGUGCUCAGCUUUUGUUCAGUUUGAUGGUGGAAAAAUUAGUGAGUACACAUCAGCAUUAGGCUUGGCCAUUAUUGGAGGAACUACAGAAAAUGAAGUUACGAGUUUUUCAUCAUCUUGCCCUUGGAUGAGUGUGGUUCUAGUUGGUAACAGUGGGCCAUUAAAGCAUUUGCUUUUUGGACUUGAUGACAUCGGUAGGCUCCAUUUUGGUGGGAAAAUACUAUGUAACAACUGUAGUAGUUUCUCAUUUUACUCAAAUCUGGUUGACCAAGUAAUCACACAUUUGAUUCUUGCAACCAAACAGGAUUUCCUCUUAAUUGUCGAUAUUGAUGACAUACUGCAUGGCGAAGUAGAGUCAAAAUAUGAGAAUUUUGUUCACACUGGUAACAGAAGAAAAGAAGAAAAUAUGAACUUCAUACAUAUAUGGGAAAGAGGUGCCAAAAUUAUUGGUGUCCUGCAUGGUGAUGAUGCUGCUGUCAUAAUUCAAACAACUCGUGGAAAUCUAGAAUGCAUUUAUCCCAGAAAAUUGGUCUUGGCUUCUAUUGUCAAUGCUUUGAUCCAAGUGCGUUUUAGAGAUGCACUACUCAUGGUUAGACGGCAUAGAAUAGAUUUCAAUAUCAUUGUUGACCAUUGUGGUUGGCAAGCAUUUCUUCGGUUAGCCUCAGAAUUUGUCAAACAGGUUAACAAUUUGAGCUACAUAACUGAGUUUGUCUGUUCCAUAAAGAAUGAAAACAUGAUGGAGAAACUGUACAAAAUUUACGUCUCUUUGCCUAGCCAUAAACAGGCUGAAGUUGUUCAAGCCCAAGAUUUCAGAGCUUUUGAUGCUAAUAACAAGGUUUAUUCUGUCCUGCUCGCCAUAAGGAAGGCUCUUGAGGAACAAGUGCCCGAAAGUCCUGCAAGGGAGCUCUGUAUUUUGACCACUUUAGCCCGUAGUGAUCCACCUGCUCUUGAAGAAGCUUUAAAGAGAAUAAAGGGGAUACGUGAACUGGAAUUAUUAGGGUCUAAUGAUCCCGGGAGAAUAUCCUACCCUUCUGCUGAAGAAGCUUUGAAGCAUCUGUUGUGGUUAUCUGACUCUGAGGCUGUAUUUGAAGCUGCCUUGGGCCUUUAUGAUUUGCACCUUGCAGCUAUCGUAGCUCUGAACUCUCAACGAGACCCAAAGGAAUUUCUUCCUUAUCUACAAGAACUAGAAUGCAUGCCAAGUCUCAUAAUGCGCUAUAAUAUUGACCUUAGGUUGCAUAGGUUUGAGAAUGCUCUCAAACACAUUAUUUCAGCUGGUGAUGCUUAUUAUUCAGAUUGUAUGAAUCUCUUACAGAAAAAUCCUCAACUCUUUCCACUGGGACUUCAACUGAUCACUGAUCCUGCCAAGAGAAUGCAGGUCCUUGAGGCAUGGGGCGAUCAUCUUAGUGAUAAAAAAUGCUUUGAGGAUGCUGCUACAACUUAUCUUUGUUGUUCAAGUUUGGAAAAGGCCUUGAAGGCAUACCGUGCUUGUGGUCAUUGGAGUGGGGUUCUUACAGUUGCUGGGCUUCUUAAACUGGAAAAAGAUGCUGUAAUGCAACUUGCUCAUGAGCUCUGUGAAGAACUCCAAGCACUAGGUAAACCAGGGGAAGCUGCCAAAAUUGCUCUUGAGUAUUGUGGAGAUGUUAAUGGUGGGAUAAGUUUGUUAAUUAGUGCGAGGGACUGGGAGGAAGCUUUGAGGGUUGCUUUUAAGUACAUGCAAGAAGAUCUAAUCUCAGAUGUGAAUAAUGCAUCUUUAGAAGGUGCAAAUGCUUUAAUUGGUGAAUAUGAGGAAGGCUUGGAGAAAGUGGGAAAGUACUUGACUCGCUAUUUAGCUGUCCGACAGAGAAGGUUACUGCUUGCAGCAAAGCUUCAGUUGGAGGAUCGCCCAGUGAAUGAUCUGGAGGAUGACACUGCUUCAGAAGCAAGCAGUAACUUUAGUGGAAUGAGUGCCUACACUACAGGGACAACAAGGGUGGGCUCUGCUGCUUCAGUUAGCUCAAGUGUUACUAGUAAGGCCAGAGACUCAAGGCGUCAAAGAAAUAGAGGAAAAAUUCGCCCUGGGAGUCCUGGAGAGGAAAAAGCUCUGGUGGAGCAUUUGAAAGGCAUGUGUCUAACGGAUGGAGCAAAGCAUGAGCUUAGAUCCUUAUUGAUUUCCCUUUUGAUGCUUGGUGAAGAGGACAUUGCAAGAAAGCUACAACGUGUUGCAGAGAGUUUUCAACUGUCUCAAAUUGCAGCAGUCAAACUAGCUGAAGAUACAAUAUCUACUGAUAUCAUAAAUGACCAGGCACAUACUCUGGAGCACUACAUACAGAAAACAAGAGCUGAUCCACAAAAUUUAGAGGCUUUAUCUUGGCGGUCUAAAGUUUUUCUUUCUCCUUAAAAGUUAUUUGGCUGCAGUAAAGUUGCAAAUGCUGUUUCUAAAUGUUCGCUGCCGAAGCAUUGGUUAUCAUCAACAAGAACAAAGAUAUUAUUUUCCGGAAUGUUUAGUCAAAGCAGCAAGAAGGAUUCUUCCAAAGAAGCUGUCACUUGGCUUUUUGAAUCAGCUGCUUCACAUUUUUUUAUGUAGCAUUAAUAUUUAAGCCCUUUCACCUUCUCCCUUCUUGUUUUUCCUUUUGUUUUCGAGCACCCAUCUGAACUAUUCCUUCGUGGUUGAGAUAGAAACAGUUUCAUCGUUAAUGUUUAACAUAUACAAGUCAGUUUCAUUUCUUGGUGCAAA